Messenger RNA from Pseudomyrmex gracilis, 1023 nucleotides. It is a transcript of the gene bai, whose product is annotated as transmembrane emp24 domain-containing protein bai. The record is from RefSeq and is a predicted model, not a curated record. Gene Ontology annotation, cellular component: endoplasmic reticulum; endoplasmic reticulum-Golgi intermediate compartment; Golgi apparatus. Lineage: Eukaryota; Metazoa; Arthropoda; Insecta; Hymenoptera; Formicidae. Gene Ontology annotation, biological process: Golgi organization; intracellular protein transport; endoplasmic reticulum to Golgi vesicle-mediated transport. The transcript has 5 exons. The coding region runs from base 131 to 769 and encodes 212 amino acids.
ACCAAAUCACUUGCCACCUUGUCCACUUCGUCCGUAUGUUGAGAUUUGUAUAUGUGAUAUGUAAUACUUCUAUAAAGUCUAAAGGUGAUACAUUUCUCUGUGUCAAGACAAUUAUUAAACAAAAAUCAGAAUGAAAGAGGCCAGUAUUACAGCGAUUUUUGCGAUUUUGGCGAUUUUCAUGAUCGUACAAACACAUAGUAUUAGAUUUUAUCUGGAGCCGAAUAGUCACAAAUGUCUGAAGGAAGAAGUACACGCGAACGUGCUUGUCACGGGCGAGUACGAGGUGACCGAGGCAAUAGGUCAAAAGACAGACUAUGUAAUUCAAGAUUCUAAGGGUCAUAUAUUGUCGCAAAAGGAUGACAUUCCCCAUGGAAAACUGUUAAAAUUUUCUUUUGUGACAGAGACAUAUGAUACUUUUGAAAUCUGCUUUGUUUCUCACGUUCCAAGCCAUCAACGUGGUAUGAGACAAGAAGUCAUGCUGAUCACAAAACGUGGCAUUGAAGCAAAGAGUUACGAAGGCAUUGGUGAAGCAGCCAAGCUAAAGCCAGUAGAAGUAGAACUAAAACGAUUAGAGGACUUGUCUGAAGCAAUAGUCCAAGAUUUUGCCAGAAUGCGUAAGAAUGAGGAAGAAAUGAGAGAUACAAAUGAAACUACAAAUGCUCGAGUGUUAUAUUUUAGUGUAUUCUCAAUGUGCAUUCUUUUUGGCUUAUCUACUUGGCAACUCUUCUACUUCCGACGUUUUUUCAGAAUGAAAAAACUCAUCGAAUAAAAACUUGUAAUAUAAUAAGUAAAAUUUUUGAAUAAUUAAAUUGCAAGGGACAAUAUUUUACAGAAACGCCACAGCAUUUAGGGCAUAACAUAAACAAAAGAGAAUAAAUGUCACCUUAUCAUAUAUCACUUGGAUCAGUGGUAACACAAAAAAAACUUUAUCUCGCUACAUACCAUACCAUUGUGUCAUUGAGUCUGUAAUACUUAAGAAGAUGUAAGAUAUUUCUAUAAAUAAAAACAAUUAUAUAACUGUAA